ACGCUGUGCUCGUGCACGUCCAGUCCUGACAGGAAGGUCAGAGAUAUGUUUCCAAACAUGGAUUUUUAAAGCUGGACAAAUACAAACAAACAAAGAGAAAAAAACUAGGGGAUAAAUUAAACGUUGUUUUUUGUUUAUUAAAGUACUAAGCUAACAGGCUAGCUGUUACGUGUGUGUGCGUGUAAGUGUCGCACUCUAGGUGUUAGCAUGAGCUCGAGCUCCGGACAGGGACAGGGACAGGGACAGGGAGCCCCCGCGGCGCUCGCGGUCACCGCCGAGUCUCCGGUUCGAGGCGUCUCCGUGACGGGGAACAUCAGGAGACUCUUGAGCCACGUGCGGGUUGAAAACCUGGCCGCUGGGCUGAGUGGGGGUGUGGUGUCCACCAUGGUGCUGCACCCGCUGGACCUGGUCAAAAUCAGGUUUGCAGUGAGUGACGGCUUGGAGCUGAGGCCGAAGUACCACAGCAUCUGGCACUGCAUGAGGAGCAUCUGGCAGCAGGAAGGAGUUCGCGGCUUGUACCAGGGGGUCACCCCGAACGUCUGGGGUGCCGGAGCUUCGUGGGGUCUUUAUUUCUUGUUUUAUAAUGCCAUCAAGGCGUACGUCAAGGAGGGACGUCAGACGGAGCUGAGUCCAACGGAGCACCUGGUGUCUGCAGCAGAAGCAGGAGCCAUUACUCUCUGCCUGACGAACCCGAUCUGGGUGACGAAGACACGCUUGGUUCUGCAGUACAGCACCGAUCCGAGCCAGAAGAUGUACAGGGGCAUGGUGGACGCACUGGUGAAGAUCUACAGACAGGAAGGAGUAGCGGGACUCUAUCGGGGUUUCGUUCCCGGCCUUUUCGGGACGUCUCACGGAGCUCUGCAGUUCAUGGCAUACGAAGAGCUGAAGAGAGACUACAACAAAUACAGGAACAUGCAUUCAGACGCUAAACUGAAUCCAUUUGAGUACAUUACAAUGGCAGCUUUGUCCAAAAUCUUCGCCGUGGCCACUACAUACCCGUACCAGGUGAUCCGAGCUCGCUUGCAGGAUCAGCACACGAGCUACGACGGCGUGGUCGACGUCAUCCGCAGGACGUGGAGGAAUGAAGGUUAUCUAGGCUUCUACAAAGGCAUGGUGCCAAACCUGCUCCGGGUGACGCCAGCCUGCUGCAUCACAUUCGUGGUGUACGAGACGGUGUCCGGCUUCCUCCUGGACCAGAACAAAUGAGGAAAAGAAGACGCGGGCAAUCACAGCAAGUUAGCGCCGAGGGAGACGCUAGGUUAGCAAGGAGAAUGAGCUCUCGCUGGGCCACGACGCGGAACAGAUACCAAGCGAGCGUAAAGAUGAGGGUUCUCAUGACGGAGACAUGUUGCGGCUUUGUACAAAGCUUAUACAAGGAACUGGUGCUGCUAUGAGUUUACAUGUGUAAAAUACAUUGGGAAGUGUGUGUGUGUGUGUGUGUGUGUAGACAAGACAAACAGAACUGAUGCAAUGAAUCAAUGCAUUCAAAUAAAACCAAAAU
Messenger RNA from Hemibagrus wyckioides, 1501 nucleotides. It is a transcript of the gene slc25a32b, whose product is annotated as solute carrier family 25 member 32b. NCBI's taxonomy places the organism in Eukaryota, Metazoa, Chordata, Actinopteri, Siluriformes, Bagridae. Gene Ontology annotation, cellular component: mitochondrion. The transcript has 7 exons. The coding region runs from base 208 to 1206 and encodes 332 amino acids. The record is from RefSeq and is a predicted model, not a curated record. Gene Ontology annotation, biological process: folate import into mitochondrion; nucleotide transport. Gene Ontology annotation, molecular function: folic acid transmembrane transporter activity; FAD transmembrane transporter activity.